Molecule: messenger RNA, 1245 nt
Organism: Auxenochlorella protothecoides
Lineage: Eukaryota; Viridiplantae; Chlorophyta; Trebouxiophyceae; Chlorellales; Chlorellaceae
Product: Glutathione S-transferase DHAR1, mitochondrial
Exons: 8
Coding region: 1-1245 (414 amino acids)
Cellular component (GO): cytoplasm
Source: RefSeq, a predicted model, not a curated record
AUGCGAGCCGCAGAGACCACGGCCAGACCUCUCACCACCGUUCCCAGCUGGUCUGAUCUGGAAUCAGGGGUUGAGAGGGCUAGAGAGCAGCUGAGCUUCCCGGAACCCGACUAUGAAAAUGGGCCGGCAAACUCGUACGCCCUGGAGGAGAAGAGGAUCCCGUACACCAUCGAGAAGAUCAACAUGCAGUGCUAUGGGGACAAGCCUGCCGAGUUCUUGGCAAAGGUCCCGUCUGGCCUCCUCCCAGUCCUCGAGGUGGGGGGCAGGGUGUUCACUGAGUCGGCCGUGAUCCAGGAAGUGCUGGAGCAGCUCUACCCAGAGAUUCCCCUCCUGCCCCAGCCUGGGACCCAGGAGCAUGGCCGGGCCGCCGGGCUCAUGCGCUUGGAGCGGCGCCUCUUCUCCGACUGGCUCCAGUGGCUCUGCCGCGGCGGGUGGAACGUACAGGGCAACCGCAGGGCCUUCUGCAAGACCAUGGAGGCAGUGGAUGAUGCGCUGCGUGCCACGCCCGGCCCCUUCUUCCUGGAGUCGGGCCUGAGCCUGGUGGACCUAACCUUUGCGCCCUUCCUGGAGCGCAUCGCCGCCUCCAUGGUCUACUACAAGGGUUUCGUGGUCAGGGGACAGGGGAGGUGGCCGGGGAUCGAUGCCUGGUUUGAGGCCAUGGAGGCCCGCGAUUCCUACCGCGGGUUCAAGUCGGACUACUACACCCACUGCCACGACCUGCCGCCCCAGCUGGGAGGGUGCACAUCGGAGCGGGGCAGCGAGGAGGCCGCGGCAGCGAUAGACGGCGGCGCGUGGAGGCUGCCCCUGCAGCCCCUGGCCGCCGACUACGCCUACGAAGCCCACAGCCCAGGGGACGAUCCUGAACGCGACGCGCUGACCGCGGCGGCACGGCUCGUGUCCAACAGGGCCGCCGUCGUGCCCUUUGCGCUGCGCGGGGCCAGCCAGGGGGCGCGCAGGACGGCCAGGGCACACCUGUCGGACCCCGGGAGACCGUCGGCCCAGGACCCCGACGGCGCGGUGGAUGCAGCGCUGCGCUGCGUGGCGGGCGCCCUUCUUUCUGGUACGGAGACGGCUGCCGCCCCCGUGGCGCCAUCUGAACAGGCCGCAGACACCGUGAGGCAGUCCCUCUCCUACAUGCGGGACCGGAUCUGCGUACCACGGGAUCUGCCGCUGCCGGCCGCCCGGCAGCUCCGGGCCCACCUGAACUGGGCCAUAAAUGGUCUCAUUAUGCAUGGUUCCGCAUGA